This is a messenger RNA of Sarcophilus harrisii (Tasmanian devil), 1084 nucleotides long. RefSeq names its product chromosome 1 C16orf91 homolog (gene C1H16orf91). The transcript has a single exon. Lineage: Eukaryota; Metazoa; Chordata; Mammalia; Dasyuromorphia; Dasyuridae. The record is from RefSeq and is a predicted model, not a curated record. The coding region runs from base 84 to 494 and encodes 136 amino acids.
GCUAAAGGGGGCGGGGAGGAGUCCCUGCUACUCCGCCGGAGCUGGGCCCUUAGGCCGGAGGAAGGGAAGGGAAGGGAGAGGAGAUGCGGGUGGCACCGGGGAGGCUCACUGGUUUCUUUCUCAGGAGUCGCCGGGCGCUGCGCCUAGCGCCCUGGGCCCCGCGGGACUUUGUUCCUCCGGUCGGAGCCAGGGCCAAGCGUGGGGUCGCGGAAGAGGAGGAGGACGAGCUAGAGCGACCCAUCCACUUCUCCUCCAGCAAGGCGAACCCGCGCCGUUGGACUGUGGAGCACUCCCUGGGCAGCGAUCGUCGCCGGCCCUGGUGGAAGGUCGUACCCUUGAGCGCGUCCCUGAUAGCGCUGGUCGUUUGGUGCUUCUUCAGGAAGGAGACCGACAUCGAUGGGUGGCUGACCCGAGGCUUGGAAGGGCAGUCGCCGGAAGCAGGUGUCGACCCCGAGCAGCCCGGAAGCCAGGCCGGCGCGGGUACUAGGACUUGAUGAAGGGCCUUCCAGACGCUGGGGGAAAGGUCUACCUCUGCCACCGAAUUCCUGUGUGAUUUUUGUCAAGCAACUUUCUCAUUUGGGUCUCGAUUUUCUCUUUUGUAAAAUGGAUAAGUUGGAGCAAAUGGAUCAUCAAAUCCCUGUCAGCUCCGACCUUCAGCCACUCAGGGAUUUAUUACAUCUAUUUUUUUUUUUUGGGGGGGGGAGGUUUUUUUGGGGGGGGUUAUCAGCUGUAUUGCCUAGUUUUGUUCCUGGAAUUUCAAUCUACUGGAACACGCUGGAUGUGGCCAGAAAUAUAGCUGUCUUCUUAAGAGUACAGACUCGGUGACAGCAAUAGACUAACCACCGAGGAAACUGCUUUUUGGCUCUCCCAAGCUUCCCAAUGAAACUUCUGAAAGCUCUUCUCAGGUCCCCUAGAAAUAUUGAUUUUAAUCAUUUUAGUAAUUAACAAUUGUGCUUUUGAAUGAAUUGGGGAUACGGAGUACAGUCCAGUAUUCAUUUGCAUGAAAAUGCCAUCCAUCUUGUUUUCAUAAAACAAUGUUAAAAUAAAUGUUACUUCUGUAGCAUUGAAAUAAAGUAAAUAAUUU